AUACUCUCAUUGGAGCGCAUCAAAGAAGAUCGCCCGAUUACGAUCAAAGACGACAAAGGCAAUACCAGCAAAUGCAUUGCCGAUAUUGUGUCGCUGUUCAUUACACUGAUGGAUAAAUUGCGUUUAGAAAUCAAAGCCAUGGACAAAUUGCAUCCGGAACUGCGUGACUUGGUCGACACAAUGAAUCGCUUAUCAUUGAUUCCAUCUGGAUUUGAAGGCAAGGAAAAGGUUACCAACUGGCUUAACACACUGAACGCGAUGCAAGCGUCUGAUGAGCUCAGCGAAUCACAAGUUCGGCAAAUGUUGUUCGACCUCGAAAC
This is a messenger RNA of Sitodiplosis mosellana (orange wheat blossom midge), 320 nucleotides long. RefSeq names its product vacuolar protein sorting-associated protein 28 homolog. NCBI's taxonomy places the organism in Eukaryota, Metazoa, Arthropoda, Insecta, Diptera, Cecidomyiidae. Gene Ontology annotation, molecular function: protein-containing complex binding. The record is from RefSeq and is a predicted model, not a curated record. Gene Ontology annotation, biological process: protein transport to vacuole involved in ubiquitin-dependent protein catabolic process via the multivesicular body sorting pathway. The transcript has a single exon. Gene Ontology annotation, cellular component: ESCRT I complex. The annotation marks the transcript as partial.